This is a messenger RNA of Leptopilina heterotoma, 1258 nucleotides long. RefSeq names its product PI-PLC X domain-containing protein 1-like. The transcript is spliced from 5 exons. Gene Ontology annotation, biological process: lipid metabolic process. Gene Ontology annotation, molecular function: phosphoric diester hydrolase activity. NCBI's taxonomy places the organism in Eukaryota, Metazoa, Arthropoda, Insecta, Hymenoptera, Figitidae. The coding region runs from base 742 to 1143 and encodes 133 amino acids. The record is from RefSeq and is a predicted model, not a curated record.
UCAAGUAGUGAAAUUAUUGUAAGUUUUUUUUAAAAUUAGUAAAUUCAUUAUUUUUAUAUUUACAAUAUUUAGUCUUGCAAGUAUUUUUCUCAAUAGUGUUUAUUCUCAAGAGAAACCGCUUACAGACGAAUUUGAAGACGUCUACAUUGGUGUAUUUAUUUCCCCAAAAUUUUACGCGAAUAGAGAUCGAGAUAUUAAGAUUCAUUGGAUUCAUAAAAAUUUUCAGCCAGGAGACAAAAUAGGAUUAUAUAGUGAAAAACCAGGAGAUAAUGUUAAACCUAUUUCUAUUUUUAAUGUUACUGCGGAAAAUGAAAUUGGAAUAACAGAAUUAAAAAUUAAUUUAAUUUCUUGAGUAUUUUAAUUUAUUUGUUAGUUUUACGAUGUUAUUUAUAAUUGUUUAUUUUUAUUUUCAGAUUAUCAUGUCGCUUUGUUGAGAUCUGGGAAAAUUAUAAAAGAAAAUUGUUUGAAAACUGAACCAUAACUUGGAUGUAUGAUAUGAAAUGUGCUUUGGGACAUAAAUCGCUAUUAGACAUUUUUAUUCCAGGAACACAUAAUUCUGCUGCUUAUGAUACAUCGUCUUCAUUAAUUGGAGAUUUUUUCUACAAAAAAUACGUUAUGAAUCAGGACAAAAACAUUCUCGAACAAUUAAUACACGGAGCACGAUAUUUAGAUAUUCGUGUGUGCUGACAACGAAGAAGUAAAAUUAAAUGGUGGGGAUGUCACGCAUUCAGCACUAUUCCAAUGCAAACAAUUAUUAAUGAUGUGAAGAUGUUUCUCGAUAAUACCAAUGAGAUUGUUAUCUUUGAUGUGCAGGAAUUUUCUUCAAAUUUUAAUGGAAAUUUAACAAUUCAUGAGGAAUUUAUAGAGUUUUUAAAAACUGAAUUCAAUGACUAUGCAUUACCGUAUGCGGGCUGGAAUGUACCAUUAAAUAAAAUUUGGUCGCAGCAGAAGAAGAAGAACUUAAUAAUUGCUUACGAUGACCAUCGAUUUUUUAAUCAUUUUUUCUUAUGGCCAAGUGUGACUCAACAAUGGGGCAACGUUCAAUCUCGAAAUGAUUUAUUCUUGUAUUUGAGGAAAGUCGAGGAUGAAGCUUUAAGUUCAAGGAAAAUCUGUAGAUUUCAUCGAAUCCUCCGGAAUAGUUGACGUUGCUCUUAGAAUUAAUUCAUUAAGAUUUAAGAAUACAUGUCAACCUCAACUGUAACAUUAUUAUUUUCUAUAGAAAAAUAAGCUUUUUUUUUUAAAUACGAAAUAUAUAUUU